AGUCCGCCGACUCCCACCGCAGCUUCUCCUUAGGCACGGAAGGGCUCGGCUUCCCCUGUAAGAAGGGGAAGAUAAAAGACUUUGAUUGAUGAAGAAUCUGCUCACUGAGAAGUGUAUAUCAAGCCACUGGUUGAAUUUCCGUCAAAAGGUGAUUAAGCAGAAAAUGGAGAAGUUUAAUUCCAGGUGUUUUAGGGAUGGUGCAGUUAAGAAACCUUAUUCUCCAAAGAUAUUGUCCAACAAGAAGUCUUCUGCCUUCUCUGGGAUCCAGAGGAAGUUACCUAGGACCAGUCGUCCAGUACAGUCUCAUGCCUCACAUACUUGGACCCGUCGGGGUCAGUUAAGAGAGUUGCGCAUCAGAUGCAUGGCCAGAAAGUUCUUGUAUUUGUGGAUUCGAAUGACUUUUGGAAGAGUAUUUCCCUCUAAAGCCAGGUUGUAUUAUGAGCAGCGGACACUAUGUAAGGUCUUUGAAGAAUGGAAAGAACAGUGGUGGGUUUCCCAACGAGAGUGGAAACUCUGUGUUCGAGCUGACUGUCACUACAGGUACUACUUGUAUAACCUGAUGUUUCAGACCUGGAAGACCUACGUGCAUCAGCAGCAGGAGAUGAGGAACAAGUAUGUUAGAGCCAAGGCCCAUGAUGCAAAGCAAAAGAUGCGACAGGCCUGGAAAUCCUGGUUGAUCUACGUGGUUGUUCGUAGGACCAAACUUCAGAUGCAGACCACCGCUCUGGAGUUUAGGCAGCAAAGUAUUUUAUGGAUAUGGUGGAGCAAGUGGAGGUGGCGACUAGGACAGGUCCGUGCAGGCCAUGCCCUCCAUGCCUCAGCCGUGAAGCACAGGGCCCUGAGCCUCCAGAUGCAGGCUUGGUCACGGUGGCAGGAACAGCUCCUGCACAGCCAGAGGGAGAGACGGAAGGUGGUCUCUGCAGUGAAACACCAUCAGCACUGGCAAAAGCAGAGAUCCCUGAAGGCCUGGCUUGAAUACCUGCAAGUCCGCAGAGUGAAGAGACAACAGAACGAGAUGGCUGAGCAAUUCUACCGUGUCACUGUGCUGCAGAUACACUUCUGUGACUGGCAGUGGGCCUGGAAGAGGAGGGAGAGCUUAUAUGCCCACCACGCCCUGGUGGAGGAGCUGGCCAGGAGAAUGGUCCUGCGCAGGGCCUUUACGCACUGGAAACACUACGUGCUGCUUUGUGCAGAAGAAGCUGCCCAGUGUGAGAUGGCAGAAGAGCACCGCAGGCAUAGUCUGCUGUAUUUUUGCUUUAAAGCCCUAAAAAACAAUGUGACCCGUGCGCAUCUCCAACAGAUAAGAAGGAAUCUUGCUCACCAGCAGCAUGACAUCAUGCUGCUGCGCAGGUUCUGGAACCUCUGGCAAUCUCGAAUUGAGCAAAGGGAGGAAAGAGAACAGCUCUCCUUACUGCACGCUGCCUGGGAGCACUACAGGAUAACAUUGCUACACAAGUGUAUCAAGUUGUGGUUACAGUAUACUCAGAAGAGGCGAUGUAAGCAGCUGCUACAGGCCAGAGCAGAUGGUCAUUUCCAGCAGAGAACCCUGACUGCUACCUUCCAUGCAUGGAAUAUACUUUGGCGAUGGCACCAGAAGGAAAGUGUCCUCGAUGCAAGAGCAACACGUUUUCACAGGGAGACAUUAGAGAAGCAAGUAUUUGCUAUCUGGUGGCAGAAGAUGUUUCAGCAUCGAGAAAAUCGCUUGGCAGAGAGAAUGGCCAUCCUUCAUGCGGAGCAGCAGGUUCUGCAUCGGUCCUGGUCCACAUGGCAUCAGCAGGUAGCAACACAUCACCAGGAGCGGGAAUGGCAAGCAGUAGCCUGUGCCCACCACCGCCACAGGCAGCUCAGGAACGCUUUCUGCGUUUGGAGGCAGAGUGCCCAAGGGCAGAGAACAGAGAGGAUAGGCAGGAUGCGGGCAGCAGAGUUCCACUCGGCACAGAUCCUGCGUUGGGCCUGGAACAGGUGGAGGGAGGCUUACCAGGGGAAGAUGCAGAGCGUCCUCCAGGAAGUGGCAGCCAGGGAGAGCCGGCAUAACAGGCAACUGCUACGGGGUGUGUUACAUCGCUGGAGAGAGAACACUGUGGCCCGUGUGGAUGAAGCCAAAAAAAUGUCUCUAGCAAGUGCUCACUACCGAAGGACCAUGUGUUCCAAGGUCCUGGUCCAGUGGUGGGAGGCUGCAUCAGUGCAGAUAUAUUACCAACAGCAGGAGGACUCUACCAUCAGGGAGGCCCAGAAGGUGCUGGACAGGGGCUGUCUCCGGACCUGGUUUCGGCACUGGCGGGACCGCAGCCAGAGGUCAGCCCAGCAGAGAAUCCAGCUGGAGAGGGCAGCCCAGCACCACUGCCGGCAGCUGCUGCUGGAUGGGGUGGCCCGGUGGAAGGCACACCAUCUGGGGUGUGUCAGGAAAAGGCUCCUGCAGAGGCUGGCCGCCCGGCUCCUGGUGCAGAGACUCAGCCAGGCCUGCUUCCGCCAGUGGAGACAACAGCUGGUGGCCAAGAGGCAGGAGCAGCAGGCUACAGCACGGGCCCUGUGGUUCUGGUCCUUCUCGCUACAGGCAAAGGCGUGGGCUGCGUGGCUGGGCUUUGUGCUAGAAAGGAAGAGGAAGAAGGCACGGCUGGAGCAGGCGGUGCAAGCCUACCACUGGCAGCUCCUCCAGGAGGGCGCCACGCGCCUCCUGCACUUUGCAGCUGACAAGAAGGCCUUCCGGCAGCAGCUGCAGGCCCAGCAGCAGGUCCAGGAGGCCCACCGUCUCCACCGUGCGGUCCGCCGCUGUGCCACAGUCUGGAAACAGAAGGUGCUGGGCAGGGAGCCUCAGCCCCCAGCACCCAUCGCACACAGCAGGAGAGUAACAUUUGAGGAUCCUCUUCUCCACCACAUUGCUGCUGGGGCUGGGGAUGCUACCCUGGAGACCAAGAGGCUACGAGCUCCUUGGCCUCAGGGAGCUCUGGGCAGGUUGGCCCUGGCUGCUGGGGAGCCUAACCUGCUGGAGCUCAAUGCUGCCCGCUCAGCAAGGAAGCAGCCGCGACGCCCACACUUCCUACUGGAGCCUGUGCAGAGCCAGAGGUCUCUGGGGCAUGGCACCCUCAGGGAACAGGGGCCAGAGAAGUCACAGGAAUGUGACCUAGGCAUGGCCCAGCCAGCUGGCCCUUCCCUAACCCUGGUGAAGGCCCAGAUGGCACUGGUGCCAAGCAGCCUCUCGCCUGGGGCCCCGCCAAGUGCUGCUGGCCUGAAGCUGCCCCCCAUAGCAAGUCCAGGCCUGGAGCUGCUGCCUCCUUCCUCCUUCAUGCCCUGUGGGGCAGAAGCACCAGCCAGGGUGUCAGCACAGCCGACCACCCCCAGGCUUAAGCCCCAGGCUCCUCCAUCCCUGGCCAGUGUCCCUGAGCCCAAUCUGCUCAGAACACAAAGCCACUUUACAGGCACCAGGGCUGGGCCUGGGCUUGACUCUGAACCUGCAGGCUGCACAGACCUUGAAGCUGAGCUUGAGGGGAUCCAGCAGCAAUUACAGCACUAUCAGACCACCAAGCAGAACCUCUGGUCCUACCAGCGGCAAGCUAGCAGCUUACGCCGGUGGCUGGAGCUGAGCCGGGAAGAGCCCAGGCCUGAGGACCAGGAAGCGGAGCAGCAGGUGCAGAAGGAGCUAGAGGAGGUGGAACUGCAGAUCCAACAGCUGACUGAGGAGCUUCAGGCCCAGCGCCAGCCCGUCAGCGCCUGCAUUGCCCGCAUCCAGGCCCUGCGGCAGGCUCUGUGCUAGCAGGCUUGUCCAGGGAGGUGGGUGCUGGGCUGCGGGGCAGGCCUCAAGCACUGCCAGGAACAGAACACAAAGCCACAAUAAGUUUUCUUUUUUUAAUUUCAAAAUGUUUUGUAAUUAAUUAAAUGAAUAACUGUU
Galeopterus variegatus (Sunda flying lemur) is the source of this 3886-nucleotide messenger RNA. RefSeq names its product Sfi1 homolog, spindle assembly associated (yeast) (gene SFI1). Lineage: Eukaryota; Metazoa; Chordata; Mammalia; Dermoptera; Cynocephalidae. The record is from RefSeq and is a predicted model, not a curated record. The transcript is spliced from 32 exons. The coding region runs from base 89 to 3751 and encodes 1220 amino acids. Gene Ontology annotation, molecular function: phosphatase binding.